Messenger RNA from Bathycoccus prasinos, 1353 nucleotides. RefSeq lists its product as hypothetical. Bases 1 to 1353 code for a protein of 450 amino acids. NCBI's taxonomy places the organism in Eukaryota, Viridiplantae, Chlorophyta, Mamiellophyceae, Mamiellales, Bathycoccaceae. The record is from RefSeq and is a predicted model, not a curated record. The transcript has a single exon.
AUGAUGAUGAUGCGACGACGACGCCGGCGAAAGGACACAAAAAAGGUUGACGCUUCCGUAAACUUCUCCUCCAGAGACGACGCGAAAAACGCCCCGGCAAACGACGACGCCUCAGCGAAGAAGACGAACGAGAAGAACAACAAUAACGAGAAAAGGAAACAGAAGGAGGAAGACACAAAAUUCGACGACAAACCCGACGCCGUCGUUGAGAGCCGUUGGAGAAGUUUUCUUCCUCUUUUCGUCCUGUACGGGCUUAUGGUUUUUGGAUGGUUUGCGGCGUAUUCUCGGUACGGAUCGGCGAUUUUUAUCGGCCAUCGCAGACUACAUUUAACUCUAACUGAGUGGCGAGAGAAAUUGGGGAAGAUGCAAACGACUGCGGUUUUAAUCGGCGGACCUCACCGAGGCGGCACGUCCAUCGCGUGGUCGUGCGUGAGCGCGCACGAGAAGAUUGGAGCGUUUGCGAGUCGGAAGGUUUCGGAUCACGCGGAAGGCAUUUUCGUGCAGGAUGUGUAUCCGAAGUUUGGAGUUGGGGAGGAGUAUCAGGCGAUGCGAACGGGGAGGGACUUCUCGCGAAACGGUUUAGGGAGAUAUGCGUUGAACGAGGCGCAUCACUUGACCGAAAGGUCGGCGUUAAAUACGGACGAAAACGGGGUGAAAUUGAUGAAUAGUUUUGGACAGUAUUGGGGGUUCAAAGAUAAAGGAGACGAGAAGGAAGAGUCUGAUAUCGCUUUCGUUGUCGAAAAAUCGCCGCCAAACGCCAUCAUCGGCACUUUCCUGCGCGCGUUGUAUAAAAGAGUUGGGAUGAAAACGACGAAACACGUGUACGUGACGAGGCAUCCAAUAGCGAACGCGAUGGCGCUGAACGCGAUGAAAGAACUAAACGGACGAGUCACGAUUGUAGAAUUAUUGGACAAUUACGUAAAGCUCCACGAGACGGCGCAGAGAGAUGCGAAAGCGCUAGGUAAAGAUGCUUUGUACCCGUUGCGCAUGGAAGAUUUUAUUCGCGAACCCGAGCGCAAGGCGGAAGAAAUUUUCUCUUUCAUAUUCGAUGAAGAAGCAGAAGCAGAAGCCGAAGUAAUGGCAGAAAAAGAAGAGGAAAAAGGAAAAGAAGAACCAAAACGACGCGCUUUCGAUUUAUGCGUGGCGAAGAUUGAAGCCGAUACCGGAAAGCCGCUGUCGAGGACCGAUCCAAACGAAAAGUAUCGCAAAAAGUGGUGCAAGAUGCUCGAAGAAGAGGAAAGCGCGAGAGCGCUGAGUACGUCCCUCGCGGAAAAGUACCAGGGGAAAUUAGACGUAUUAGGCUUAGAAUACGACAUCGCAACGUGGUGCGACGACGACGAUAAGUACCGGUAG